ACCGUUUGAACGUGAAACCUUUUCAAAAUUAACCCAUUUUCAAAUUGCUUUUUUACAAAACACCACCUCCCUCAUAAUAACAUUUAUCCAUUGUAAUCUCCGACCGAAAAUCUCUUAUCCCUGUAAAAACACAGACACCAUUAUUUACUCCUACGAACUCUUCCCCGACAGUAAAGUACAACAACAUAUUGCCGACAUUUCAUUUGGAUUUACCCCCACUUUUUACUGCGUAAAGGUAUGGAAUUCAAGAAACAUGCGUUCUCCGGUCAGUUUUCCGGCCAGUUAUCGCCGAGAAGGAAGUCUACCGGUUUCUGUUGGCUGUGGGCUCUGGCUACAUUCUUCAUGCUUGGAGUUGCUCUUCUCAACUUCUCAUUCAAAGCUCCGUUUAUGAAUUCUGUGCUUCAGGGGCUUAGCAACAACGCCGCCGGGGAAAAUCUUCGGGAUUUCUCCGGUAAGAAGAAAGAAGGGCCAUGGAAGAAAACCCGUGAGUUAAACCCGUCAGAGAUUGGUAAAAACGUGAACUUUACCAAACAGGAGAAGAGUAGUGUCGGUUGGUUUUCUGGGAACGGUAAAAAUGUGAGUUUUUCAUCACUUGAAGGGCAAAAUGGUAAUCAGAGCAAAGGUCCAGUUUUGAUAAAAGGAAGGAGUUUUCAUGGUGAUUGUGAUAUCUUUGAUGGUGAAUGGGUAAGAGAUGAUACAAAGCCGUAUUACUUUCCUGGUUCUUGCCCUUAUAUUGAUGUGGAUUUUGACUGUCAUCUCAACAAGAGGCCAGAUGAAGGGUAUGUCAAAUGGAAAUGGCAACCAUAUGCAUGUGACAUCCCAAGCCUCAAUGCGACCGAUUUUUUGGAGAGGAUGAGGGGUCAGAAACUUGUAUUUGUGGGUGACUCAUUAAACAGAAAUAUGUGGGAAUCUCUUGUAUGCAUCCUUCGCCAAGGUAUUAGUGACAAGAACAGAGUUUUUGAGAUAUCAGGAAGGAGUGACUUCAAAAAGAAGGGGGUUUAUGCAUUCAGAUUUGAGGAUUUUAACUGUUCUGUGGACUUUGUUAGCUCUCCAUUUCUUGUAAGAGAAUCUUCUUUUGAAGGGGCAAGUGGUUCUUUUGAGACACUUAGGUUGGACUUAAUGGACAGCACUACUUCUAUGUAUAAUGAUGCAGACAUCAUUAUCUUUAAUACUGGUCAUUGGUGGACUCAUGAGAAAACCUCUAGAGGUGCAGACUACUACCAGGAAGGCAAUCAUGUGCACCCACAACUCAAGGUUCUUGAAGCAUAUAAGAGAGCGCUUUACACUUGGGCAAGGUGGGUGGAUAAGAACAUUGAUGCAAGAAGAACUCAAGUUUUCUUUAGAGGAUAUUCGCUUACACAUUUCCGAGGAGGUCCAUGGAACUCUGGGGGGCAAUGCCAUAACGAAACGGAACCAUUUUUAAACAAAAUGCAUUUGGAGAAGUACCCUUCCAAGAUGCAAGUUCUUGAGCAAGUGCUUCACGAUAUGAAAACACCUGUGGGAUAUAUGAACAUUAGUACGCUUACGGACUAUAGGAAGGAUGGUCACCCUUCCAUUUAUAGAACCAAUAAUCAAAGUUCUUUGCAAGCUCAAGAUUGUAGCCAUUGGUGCCUGCCCGGAGUGCCAGAUACAUGGAACGAGUUGUUGUACGUGUCUCUCUUAAAGAAUGGGAGGGGAUCAUGGCGGAAUCUAGACAACCAGAGUUAUGUAUCAUGACUUUAUACGCGGUUAAGAAGUGUUAAACCAUCAUAUUGGUUAAGGAAAGAAGAGCUAGAGUUUAUCAUGUACACUUCAUUUAGCGAAAUUGUAUACACCUAUGACCUAUCUUGAAGUUCAUUUGUCAAUCAAGAAUGGGUGCAAUGGCAGAAUAGGUACAAUGGCAGAGCUAAGGGGUGGUCUCAGCCCCCAAUAUUUUUGGGUGUACUUACAUAAUUAUAAAUACAUAUUAU
Messenger RNA from Cuscuta epithymum, 1949 nucleotides. NCBI's taxonomy places the organism in Eukaryota, Viridiplantae, Streptophyta, Magnoliopsida, Solanales, Convolvulaceae. The record is from the annotation of a GenBank genome assembly.